UUCUCGGUGUUUGUUCUUCUGUAUUUGAUUCUUUGCCGCCAAAGAUUCUGAAAGAUUUUCUGGUAAAUUUCCGAGGACGUCAUCAUAGAGGAGAACUCAUCCGAAAUCAUUGUGACUAUAAUGUCUCCUCAGAUGUUUCCCCAGAUUAUCUCCAGGACAUGGAUUUUAUUUCUCCAUAGAAUCUGGUGCGGUUUAUCAUCGUCUCCUCUUCUUCCCUUCAGGUUUCUCCAAUCCAGGAUCCUCUGCUGAUAUCUUCUAUAUAAGAGAAUUCUCCUGGAUGACCCAUCAACCAUGGAGAGAGACAGGAACAAGAUGGCCGACAGGAUCAUAAACCUCACCCUACAGAUACUCUUCCGGCUUUCUGGAGAGGAUUACACAGUAGUGAAGAAGUCCUCUAGUGGGCGCUGUCAGGCUCCUGUGUGUGAAGGAUGGGGAAGAACCCUGAGCCCAAUCCCGGGGCCCCCACCUCACUCCCUGAUACAUGAGGAAAUGGAUGAACAGAAGAUCCGAGAACUCAUCAACAAGAUGAUGGAGCUGCUGACUGGAGAGGUUCCUAUAAGGUGUCAGGACGUGGCGGUCUAUUUCUCCAUGGAGGAGUGGGAGUAUGUAGAAGGACACAAGGAUCAGUACAAGGAUCAGGUCAUGAUGGAGGAUCAGCAGCCCCUCACAUCACCAGUCAGAUCCAGUAAGAGAACAGCACCAGAGAGGUGUCCCCGUCCUCUUGAUGAGCAGAAUAUGGAGGUCAUUACUACAGGGAAAAAUCUGAUCUUUAUUAAUGCUACAGACAUAAAGGAAGAAGAGACGGAUGUGAGCGGUGAUGAGCAGUAUAAGGAGGACAAGGACAUUCCUACAGGGAAAGGUCUGACUUAUAUAAAUGCUACAGACAUAAAGGAAGAAGAAGAGACAGAUGUGAGCGGUGAUGAGCAGUAUAAGGAGGACAAGGACAUUCCUACAGGGAAAGGUCUGACUUAUAUAAAUGCUACAGACAUAAAGGAAGAAGAAGAGACAGAUGUGAGCGGUGAUGAGCAAUAUAUGGAGGACAAGGACAGUCCUAUAGGAAAAGAUCUGAUCUAUAUGAAUGCUUCAGACAUAAAGGAAGAAAAAGAGACAGAUGUGAGCAGUGAUGAGCAGUAUAAGGAGAACAUUCCUACAGAUUCUUGUAGCAGGAGAUCAGAGGAGAAUCUUAUAUCUUCAGAUUAUAAAGCAGAUGAUGAUAUCACACAAGAUACAUAUGAAGAACAUUCCAUUAUCCCAGAUACACCCUCAGCCCUUCACAGCCAAGAUCUGUCAUCUCAUCCUUAUAUACAGGUCCUGUCUUCUCACUCAUCACAGGAUGUUCAGCAAAAAGAAAGUCAUAGAAGGGAUGCUGGACACCAACGAGCUCAUACAGGAAAGAAACCAUAUUCAUGCUCAGAAUGUGGGAAAUGUGUUACUUCUAAAUCAAGUCUUGUUAAACAUCAGAGAAUACACACAGGGGAGAAGCCAUUUGCAUGUUCACAGUGUGGAAAAUGUUUCACUCAGAAAUCAUAUCUUGUUGAACAUCAAAGAACUCACACAGGGGAGAAGCCAUUUUCAUGUUCAGAAUGUGGGAAAUGUUUUCCUUUUAAAUCAGGUCUUGUUGUACAUCAAAGAACUCACACAGGAGAGAAGCCAUUUUCAUGUCCAGAAUGUGGGAAAUGUUUUACUAAUCAAUCAAGUCUUAUUCAACAUCAAAGAACUCACACUGGAGAGAAGCCAUUUUCAUGUCCAGAAUGUGGGAAAUGUGUUACUAAUCAAUCACAUCUUAUUCAACAUCAAAGAACUCACACUGGAGAGAAGCCAUUUUCAUGUCCAGAAUGUGGGAAAUGUUUUACUAAUCAAUCAAGUCGUCUUCAACAUCAAAGAACUCACACUGGAGAGAAGCCAUUUUUAUGUCCAGAAUGUGGGAAAUGUUUUAUUGAUCAAUCAAGUCUUAUUCUACAUCAAAGAACUCACACUGGAGAGAAGCCGUUUUCAUGUGCAGAAUGUGGGAAAUGUUUUACUCAGAAAUCAGGUCUUAUUCAACAUCAAAGAACUCACACAGGGGAGUAGCCAUUUCCAUGUGCAUAAUGUGGGAAAUGUUAUACUGUGAAAUCAAAUCUUGUAAAAACAUCAAAGAACUCACACAGGGAAGAAGCCAUUUUUCAUGUGCAGAAUGUGGGAAAUGUUUUACUGAUAAAUCAAGUCUUAUUCAACAUCAAAGAACUCACACAGGGAAGAAGCCAUUUUUCAUGUGCAGAAUGUGGGAAAUGUUUUACUGAUAAAUCAAGUCUUAUUCAACAUCAAAGAACUCACACAGGGGAGAAGCCAUUUUCUGUUUCAAUAGUUUUUAUUGAAUAUUUUUUGACAAUCUAAAAGAACAAUGCAAGUCCCUUGCAGGGGACUAAGUAGAAGUCAAGCAAGUAUAUAAACAGGUAAACCUACAAGUAAAAAAAAUCAAAAGAACCUAAGAACAAAGGUGGAAUAAGUUGACUUGUACAAUUGCAAGAAUAUAUGGCAAUGUGUCUUUGAACUCUAAUGGGUUAGUCAUAUAGUAAUAGCGAGCGUUGACCCACUACAGGGUUUGAGUGUCAAGAGUUUAGUUACUCUGCGUGGCAUGUAAACAGUCUACAUCCUGAUAUCUAUCUCAGUAGGAAAUGAUGGGAGCGGUAAUGGAGGGUAAAAGAGGAACAGGUAGGGGUAGGAGGGUGUAGGGGUAAGAGGUGUAAGGAGUCAGGAGAAGGUGUUGAAAGGAUAGGCAGGUAGGAGAAGGGGGGGGGGGUGGAGGAUCGUAGAAAAGGGACCCGCAAAGGGAAUGUAAGUGAUCUCAGCUGGUUAUAUAGUACCAGUAGCCUGUGUUGUGGAAGACCACCUAUUCCAUCACUUGUGAAAAUAUGAGCCGUUACCAUAGGCGAUGAUGCGUUCAUAUGUGUAGGUGGUAUUUACUUUAUUAAUGACCAUGUCUAUAGAUGGGGUGUUGGGUGAUUUCCUAAUGCUGGUAAGUGAAAUUUUCAUCACAAUUAGGAUAAUACAUAUUAAGUCUCUCUCGGGUCUAGGUAUAUCAGAUAAAUCGAGAAACAAUAAAAUCUGUUGUGGGGUCCAGGCCCUCUCCUCCCCUAAAACCUCAUUCAAGAGCUGUUUGCAGGCGAGCCAGUAGGCUUUAAUGGAGGGAUAUUCCCACAAAAUGUGUAACAAUGUGCCCCUCUGUCCACAAUCACGCCAACAUAGUCCAGUCAUUUCUGAGUAGAUGUGGGACAGGGGCUCAGGAGUGUAGUACCACCUCAAUAUGGUCUUCAUAGCAGACUCAACAUGUGAAACACAUUGAAAGGCUCUAUGUAUAUUCUGGAAAGCCGCUCACCAUUGGGAUUCAAAGAUAGAUUUGCCCAGCUCGUUUUCCCAGGAAUGAAAGGGGUGUGAUUUGCGAAAUUGGGAAGUAUGGGAUACAUUAGAAUAUAAGGGGCGAAGGCCCUUUAGGUUGCUAGAGAGAAAAAUUUAAGAGGGUUUAUGUAACUGGAUGGAAGAUGGUGGAGUAUGAAGUAAGAAAUGACGCAAGCGCAGAAACUUGUAGACGUCAGAGUGAGAAAUAGAAAAGGUAGAGUGCAAUUCUGAAAAGGGUAGUAGGGUUUCAGAUAAAUAAAGUUGGUGGAGAUGUGUUAGCCCACUGUGAAUCCAUGGCACCAGCCAUAUGUCAGGGCUCAUGCUUUGUAUAAGAGAUAUGGGAAUGAGAGUUUUGUCCGUGGUUGUGUCCACUAGAGAGAGGUUUGUUACCCAUGCCUUAAAUGAGGCCGCCACAAUAGCGUUGGAAGAGGGGGCGGUGUGUGGAGACCAGUAUGGCAGAAAAAGAACGUCUUUAAGUAAGUAUGGGGAAGCCAAGGAGUUUUCUAUAUGGACCCAAGCAGUAGUCAAAUCUUCCUUGCACCAGCCUCUCAACAUCCCCACCAGGGCGGCAAGAUAAUAACACCACAAAUCUGGUGAUCCAAGUCCUCCCAUGUCUCUGUACUUAGUCAAUAUGGAUGCGGCCAAUCUGGGCCUGUUGCCUGACCACACAAAGGAUGACAAAAGGGCUUGGGCCUUAGAAAAGAAGGAAUUAGGAACAGCAAUCGGGAGGGUUCUAAAGAGAUGGAGGAAGCGGGUAGAAGAAGCAUUUUAAAGGCUGCUACUCUGCCUGUCCAAGAUAUGUCGAUAGAGCUUAGUCUGUCCACUUCAACGCCGAUGGUCUGUAGGAAAGGUUCAUAGUUAUUGGAGUAUAGUAGGUUAUGAGGGUAUGUUAGUUUGAUUCCUAGAUAUUUAACACUAGUGGUUUGCCAAUCAAAGGGAUGCACGUUUUUAAGGGUAUCUACCAGGGCGGGGUGAAGGUUUAGAGGAAGGGCCUGAGUUUUAGUGGCAUUAAGGUGGUAAUAGGAAAGCUGACAAAAGUGAAGUAUGGAGGUCAUGGCAGCCGGCACAGAUACAGAGGGAUCAGUAAGUGAUAAAAUAAUAUCAUCUGCAUAUAAUGAGAUGAGGUGAUGUUGUCCUGCAAUGAAGACUGCAGAGAUUUGGAGUCUCCCUGCCUCAGCGCCUGCGCCAAUGGCUCCCUACAUAGAAUGAAUAUAAUGAGUGAAAGGGGGCACCCCUAUCUGGUUCCAUUGGUGAUAUCAAAGGCUUCCGCAAGGAUGCCAUUCACAAAGACCUUGGCAGAGGGUUCGGUAUACAGCGAUGUGAUCGCACUAUAAAUGGUUCCACUAAAUCCCAGGUGCCGGUGGACCGAGACGACGAACAGCCAGCGGAGCCGGUCGAAUGCCUUCUCGGCAUCAAGAGCUAGAAUCAAAGCAGAGGUUUUAUGGGUUUCAACAUGGUGUAAAACAUGUAGAAGGUGGCGGGUAUUGUCCGAAGCUUGACAGCCCGGGACAAACCCCGCUUGAUCAGGGAGGAUCAAACUGGGGAGAAAUUUGGUGAGCCUGUUGGCUAUGAGUUUUGCAAAAAUCUUUAGGUCUUGGUUAAGUAAUGAUAUUGUCAAUGUACUAGUAAAAUGUAUAUCGGCACCACUUUAACUGCAGUGAGAUCCCGGCAAGGACUCAAUCUGUACGCUCAGCACACCUGGACAAUUAAACCCCUUGAGAGACUUCUACUUCAGUAGUGCUCACUCCACAAAGUAUGAGAACAAAGCAAUCAUUCAGAACGAAGAUGAAGAAAAGGGAGCACAUACCAGAGAUGUUGAAAUGCAGUAUUCGGCUUUAUUUCAUCUUGCUGGUGUCAAAACGGUGCAGGGUAGAAGGGAGGGCGGACGAGUUGAGGGGGAACUACAGGCAACGGUCCGUGUCACGCUGGUCUGCGCUUCAUCAGGCCCUACGUCACUGAACUAGAGGGAGUGUUUUUAUACAUCACGGGAGGUAACAUGGACAAACAGUGACGUUUACAUGGAUCAGGAUCAGGAGGGAUACAAUGACAAACAAAAGGUAAGAAUACAAAAACUAAGUGAUGAUAAAAACAAAACAUCGUGUCUGCGAGUAUCGUACAAUGCAACAUAAUAUCUUUCUAUAUGAAAACUCCCAUUUCGUUGUACUCAUUAAGGCCCAAAGGGCCCGUUGCAUUAGUACGGAAAAUCCAUCUGGAUUCCUGUAAUAAUCCGCCAUUUGGAGAGUGUUCAAUUCUCUCCAGAACCUUAAAUUUGAAAGCUCUUGGGUUAUUCUCAUGUUCAGAACACAUGUGUUGAAUGAAUCUAGCACAGCCUUUUUUGGUUACUAGGGACCGUAUGUGUUCUCUAAUUCUUUGAUACAAAGGUCUUUUUGUUUUUCCUAUGUAGUAUCUCCCACAUAAACAUAUGAGGGCAUAUACCACAUAGGAUGUUUUACAUGUGGCAAACUGUUUGAAUUUAACCCUUGUGCCUCCCAAAUGCAUUUCAUUUAAUUUUUAGUUAAAAUCGCAAACCGAACAAUUUCCACAUGUGAACAGACCUUUAGGUUUUGAUGUAGAUAACCAAUCUUUUUGAAUUCUGCCUUUGUUUUUUCUUCUUUUCAAAUAAUCUGUUUAAUUUCUGUAAAAUUUUUCAAAUCUUGGUCACGUUGUAACAUUGGCCAAUUUUUGAAAAUAGCGUUUUUUACAAUGUUGUUAAUUGGUGAAUUUUUAAAUGUUAAUACUGUCAUAUUAAGUUUUUCUUUUUUACUUUUCUGAGUAAAUUGUUACGAGGAAUUUUAUUCACUUUUUUCAUUGCAUUAGAUAUAAUUUCAGGUGAGUAGCCUCUAUCAAUUAAUCGUUCACCCAGUUCUUGAGCUUGCUGUUCGAUCUGUAUUUAUGCGUUUUAAUCUGAUUAACUGGCAUGCUAUCUUUAACAGUUUUAGGGUGAGAUGAAUGAUAAUGAAGAAUUGAAUUUUUUGAAUUAGGUUUCCUGUACCCAGAAGUCUGAAUGGUAGUAUUUUUUAUUUCGAUUUUGGUAUCCAAAUAUUCAAGUGAUAAACCUCCGAACUGAAAAGAGAACCACAUGUUCACCUUUAUUAUUGCUGUUGAGAUAGUCGACAAAUAAAGAAAAAUUUUCCUGGGAAUCAUCCCAGAUAACAAAAAUGUCAUCGACAAAUCCCAACAGCGAUUUUAUUUUUGACACAAACGGAUUAUUAACAGUGAAAAUGUAAUCUUUUUCCAGCAUCGCUAAAAAGAUGUUUGCAUAGGAACAAGAGAUGGGUGUACCCAUCGCCGUUCCUUGCGUUUUGGCAUACCAUUGACCUUCAUAUUGGAAGUAGUUCUUCAAAAUUAAUUUUGCAGAUUCCAAUACAAAAUUGAUAAAUUCACUGAAUUUGUCUGAGCAAUCCAAGAAUUCUCUGAGAGCCUGCACACCCGCAUCAUGUGGGAUACGGGUGUACAGGCUCUCAACAUCUAUGAAUGCCAGAGGAAAACCCUCUUGCCAACAGAAAUCGCGAAGGGAAGUAAUAAGAUCACCAGUGUCACGGAGGUAAGUAGGGGUAAGUUUUAGUAAAGGAGAAAUCAACCAGUCCACAUAGCUAGACAGGAACUGGGUAGGGGCCCCAAUACCCGCCACUAUGGGACGACAGGGAGGAGGGACAAUGCCUUUGUUGACUUUUGGUAAUAAAUACCAUUUUUUUGGGAUCGGAUCAGAUGGAAUAAGUUUUUCUGCUGUUUUUUCGGUCGAUUUGAAAUUUCUUGUAUAUUUUUGCAGAUGUGAUCUCAUAAUUUGUUCAUAAUCGUUAAAGUGGGAUCUGUUUUUAAUUUGUUAUAUACCAUGACAUUGCCUGUAGUUCCCCCUGAACUCGUCCGCCCUCCCUUCUACCCUGCACCGU
Hyla sarda is the source of this 7265-nucleotide messenger RNA. RefSeq names its product oocyte zinc finger protein XlCOF7.1-like. Gene Ontology annotation, molecular function: RNA polymerase II cis-regulatory region sequence-specific DNA binding; DNA-binding transcription factor activity. Lineage: Eukaryota; Metazoa; Chordata; Amphibia; Anura; Hylidae. The transcript is spliced from 5 exons. The record is from RefSeq and is a predicted model, not a curated record. The coding region runs from base 292 to 2070 and encodes 592 amino acids. Gene Ontology annotation, biological process: regulation of transcription by RNA polymerase II.